Messenger RNA from Aspergillus tubingensis, 429 nucleotides. RefSeq lists its product as uncharacterized. Bases 1 to 429 code for a protein of 142 amino acids. The record is from RefSeq and is a predicted model, not a curated record. The transcript is spliced from 3 exons. NCBI's taxonomy places the organism in Eukaryota, Fungi, Ascomycota, Eurotiomycetes, Eurotiales, Aspergillaceae.
AUGGGAAGACUUAUCAAAAAUCACUGGGCGCGACUUAUUAUCCUCACUGCCUCAGCUUACCAAAUUGGCGCGGCGAUCGAAGGAUUUAUCUGGCCGAAGGUGUUCUGGGACUUUAUGACGCUCAACCUGAACGGCGCUGUGAAUCCAGUCCCUGUUCUUCAGAUUCUCAACCUCCUCUUGGGCCUACUCGGACUUGCAUGGGAAUGGCCGUUGAAAUAUGUCGCCGGCUCCCUCGCGCACCGCAGCAUCGAAUUCCGAUUGAUCUUCUAUCCCCUCAGCGCUCUUCUAUCCAUGCUCCUCUACCAGGGAACGGACCCUGCUCUAUACUAUGUUAUUGGAAUCGGGGUGUAUUUCUGGGCCUACAGUGAGGGCGAGGUCGUUUGCCCUGUGCCAUGGACCCUCCCGAAACGAAGCGAAUACAAGGUAUAG